Messenger RNA from Lecanosticta acicola, 2106 nucleotides. Lineage: Eukaryota; Fungi; Ascomycota; Dothideomycetes; Mycosphaerellales; Mycosphaerellaceae. The record is from the annotation of a GenBank genome assembly.
AUGAGAGCUGCAGGGCCCGAACCCGACGUGUUGUCCAAGUCCACCGUCCUCAUUUCCAUCUGGGCCACUGCCGCAGCUUUCUGGAGCAUCUUUACGCCUCCCCAGAAGACCUUUGCCGCCCGCGUCCUCCUCUUCCAGCCGCUCUGGAUACUUCGCAUUGCGACCCGCGAUUCGACAUGGAUCCAGGACUUGGCCCUCACCCUCUCCCUGCACUCCGUCUAUUCCUUGUGGGCCCGACACUCGCAUCUGUACACCCUCGAUGACCUGAAGGCCUUCAACGCGCACGAUGAGACCAGUCGCGUGUAUCUCCAGGUGUUCGCUCUCCUCGCCGGAUGUGGCGUUCUGGCGGGCAUCAUCGUUCAUCGUGGCCGUCAGCUCAGCACGACGGAGGAAUCCAGUGGUCCAUUCCGAGCACAGAGUAUCUCGGAUUCCGUCCUGCCGCCUCUCCUGAUCACGAGUCGUACGACCCAUUCUCGCCUCUUUCCUAAGAAGCACGCAUUCUCCUAUUCCUAUCUAUUCGCCGGCAUCCCCGUGGGGCUGCAAGGCCGGGUCAGCAAUGUGCUCUCGGUCGACAGUCAACGCCCGGCGUGGUUUGAUGUGCGGUCCAAAGAUUAUCUCAGUCGGAAUGACGACCACAUGGGCCUUGGGGAGAAACUCAAGAGUUACUUGCAUUCUCAGGGCGUGACGGAUCGGGACUAUGCAUACGCUUAUCUUGUCACAGCACCGAGGUUCCUGGGCUACAGCUUCAACCCCGUCUCCUUCUGGUAUCUCUACGACUCCGACACCCGGCUGAAGUACAUGGUCUUGGAGGUCAACAACACUUUCGACGAACGGCGGAUGUACCUGCUCAAUGCCGACAAGGCCAAGGAUGCCGCGGAAGCUGACCUAGCCGACGGCACGGAUGAAGAAGCCUCAGUCAAAACCCUUGUCUUCACGGAAACUUGGGACAAAGAUUUCCACGUAUCGCCGUUCAAUAGCCGCAAAGGAUCGUACUCGCUCCGAGCAGUCGAUCCUCUGGCGGCGUUCCAGGAGACUGGCGAGGUGAAGAUUGAUAACACCAUCGUCCUGCGAUCGUCGAAGGAGCAUCCAAAGCUCAUCGCUCGCGCGUGCUCUGUGGGCAAGCCCAUCGAGCCAGAUCAUGUCUCGAUACUCCAACUGGCCAAUUUUAUUCUGGGGUGGUGGUGGGUCGGACUGUUGACCUUUCCUCGCAUCAUAUGGGAAGCAUCGAAACUCUACUUCUCGCGGAAGCUGCACGUCUGGUAUCGCCCCGAGACUACGGAAAAAAGCCUGGGGAGGUCGUAUACGGACGAUGAACGGAUACUCGAGGAGUACUUCCGCGCCUUUCUCACCGACACCAUCGAGCAUGCUCGGAAGCCUCUGCGUGUGAUCUAUGAGCCGGCGCACAGCGAUGGCGGCGAAGUCGUGCUCUAUUCGCCCGGUUUCACGUACGAAGAAGACCACGGCCGCACGCUCACCAUCAAAGUCCUCUCGCCGGCAUUCUAUAGCCGCUUCAUCCACUACGCCCACGCCAAGGAAGCUUUCGAUCGGGAAUGCCUUGGCACAGACGACAAGAAUCGCACCAUCGCCUUGCACGGCGCACACGCUCUACCAGCUCUGCUCGACGCCAUCAAAGACAUCACCUACACGUCCUCCCAGAACCACCACCACCACCCGCAACGCUUCUUGGAACGAACGCGAUGGUCUCUCCUCCGACGUCUCCGAUGCCCUCCAGCCGCUGCUAGCUAUCCCUCCGACGAAAGCCGCCUCGAUCCCGAAUUCUCGGUCCAGGACAUUCGAACUUUCCACUUGUCCGAACUCGAUCGAUACAUCCAAAAGGCGCCUUCGCACGCAGGCCUCUACCAGCGUAUCGCUAUCAAGCUCUUCGUCGCGGAACGCAUCGCGCUGGGAACACCCAUCGUGGUCGUGCUGGCCGACUGGUCCGUCCGCGGAAUGUCCAUCUUCGUGGCCAUGCUCUGGGCGGACCAUUCGAAUGCGUACGAUGUCUUCCGCCCGAGGAGUCUCGUGCGGGCCAAUCUGGUGAAUACGGCCUUGAUGAUGGGGCUUGCGAAUGUGGUGCACUUUUGGAGUUUCUUGAAGGGGUAUUGA